CCAUACGAACGCUGCUCCAUGGUGCCAGCAGACGGACAUCAUUACACGGCCGAGGAAAACAACAAACAGCCUCCAUCAAUAGGGUUGAGAUCAUCACCCGUGUAGGUCGGUGUUAAUGAGUGCCGCCAUGGCAAACAGGGGCCCAAGCUAUGGGCUCAGCCGUGAGGUCCAAGAGAAGAUUGAACAGAAAUAUGAUCCGGAGUUGGAGGCUCGGCUUGCGGAAUGGAUUCUGGUCCAGUGCGGCGACGACUUGGAGCGACCUGAACCUGGCAAACAGAACUUCCAGAAAUGGCUCAUGAGCGGAACUAUUCUCUGCCGGCUCAUCAACAGUCUGUACCCCAGAGGUGAGGAGCCAAUUAAGAAAAUUACAGAAACUAAAAUGGUCUUCAAGCAAAUGGAAAAGAUUUCUCAGUUCCUGCAGGCUGCUGAAGAAUAUGGGGUCUCCAGAGGAGACAUAUUCCAAACUGUUGAUCUUUGGGAAGGAAAGGACAUGGCUGCAGUCCAGGGGACACUGAUGGCUCUGGGAAGUGUAGCUCUCACAAAGGAUGAUGGACAUUACCGUGGAGACAAAGACUGGUUUCAUAGGAAAGCCAAGGUCCACAAGAGGGAGUUUUCUGAGGACCAGCUGCGUCAAGGUCGCAGUCUUAUCGGCUUGCAGAUGGGAAGCAAUCGUGGAGCGUCUCAAUCUGGCAUGGUAGGGUACGGCACCCCACGGCAAAUCAUGCGCUAUGACUCUCCAAGACACAACGGCCAUCAGAGCAAUCCCUAAACACUACAUAGUUCUGUAUUUAAAACCUCCACUGGAGCCCAAAGCCAAAUCCAGAGCUCCAGAUGUAGGAUGAAUGUGUACGUGUGUGUAUAUAUAGACUCUCACACCAGUCCAAGAAUUACACACAUCAGAGAGUUGUCCCUUCACCCACAAUGCACCAGUGCCGGCUGUUAUUGCCUCUCAGGCAAGCUCCAGAGCAAGGCCAAAAUGUGCAAAAUAAAGAGUUUAAAUUUAAUAUAGUAUCAAACGGCUCAAUUCAAUCUCUCUAAACGUGUAGCCCUUUAAGAAUGGUAAGCUGACAAUCUGGUUAACGUCCAUUUACAAUUACGCAUUUACCCAAAGCGACUUAAAAUCAAACCCAAGCACCAUACUCUACCAGGUGGGUUGAUCGAGUGCAUGCUGUGCAAUAGGAACAUACAAAAGAAGAGUCUAUUUCUAAUUAAAGCCAUAUGUAACCAAUCAGUGUGUCAAGAUAUAAUUGUAUUUGGUUAAGGUGAUACUGUGCUGAUUUGCUACCAAAUGUACACUAUUAUUAUUGAUGUAUACUGUCUAACUAUAAAUGUUCCUGUUCCUGCUAGCAGAAUGCGCCAAACUAAUCGACUCAGGUCAUCCUAUAAUGUCUUCACUAAAUGUCAUGGAUGUGUCACUGCAAAGAACUGAUGCUAUACAUUCCAGUGAGAAAAGAAAAAAAAAAAAAACUGUACUUAAAGAGUCUGUAUCGAGUAAAAAAUUGUGGUAUGAAAAGUCAGUUUAAAUGCAGCUAUUUUCAACUUUUGUUAAUUUUAUGCAUUGACUAACAUGCAUGUAAAGUAAAUGUGCUUCUGAUGCUAAGAUUGUACUGCAGAUUAUUAUAUUUAUUUAUUGAAGUGUCAUGUUUGUACCUAUACACAGUACCUUUGACAAUCAAAAUACUUUCCAAUUGUCAUGACUGAAAUGUUUGGCUGUUUAGUUUUAAUUUUUGUGGUUUGAUUUUAAAUCCAUUUAUUUGUUAGAAAAAUUAGUCUUCAAUUUAACUUACCAUCUUUAACAUCCUUUAAACAUUUCCUGAUUUAGUUUUAGUUUUUUGUUAUUUAGUAAA
Molecule: messenger RNA, 1847 nt
Organism: Sinocyclocheilus rhinocerous
Lineage: Eukaryota; Metazoa; Chordata; Actinopteri; Cypriniformes; Cyprinidae
Product: transgelin-3-like
Exons: 5
Coding region: 116-769 (217 amino acids)
Biological process (GO): actin filament organization
Cellular component (GO): actin cytoskeleton
Molecular function (GO): actin filament binding
Source: RefSeq, a predicted model, not a curated record